CAGUCCUGGAGAGCGAGAUGAGGGUUCUGUUCUUCCAAGAGACUGUUCCCUGCCUGUUUAACAUCUGCAAGGCGUUCCCUCCACUGUGUGAUGAUGUCACUUCACUCCUCACCCAGAUCGGCCGGGUCUAUUUCUCCCAUCUCACAACCACAAACUCAGUAGUGGGAUCUAAUUUUUCCCUGGUUCCGGGGCAGGAUGGUCACACGGACACAUCAGAGCCCGCUUGUAAGCGGCAGCGGGUGAGUGAGGUGUCGUCCUACAGCCGGCUGUACAACACUGUACAACAGACAUUCCAGGAGCUGGCCGGUCAGGCUGUUGUCACCAACAGCAUCUUCUGAUCCUUCAAUAAACUUGUACAGAAA
Molecule: messenger RNA, 362 nt
Organism: Haliotis rubra (blacklip abalone)
Lineage: Eukaryota; Metazoa; Mollusca; Gastropoda; Lepetellida; Haliotidae
Exons: 2
Coding region: 18-338 (106 amino acids)
Cellular component (GO): integrator complex
Source: RefSeq, a predicted model, not a curated record